AUGAACGUAUUCGUAAUAGGUAUCAUCUAUCUAAUAUUUGUGUUAACUGCGAUUGUAGCAUCGUUGUUAACCAUCUAAGAAAAGCUUAAGUUUGAUGAUGAAAACGGCGUACUCAUCUUAACAGAUAAAAAUUUCAAAUUUGCACUCGAGUAGCACGAUUUUAUCAUGGUUGAAUUUUAUGCUCCAUGGUGCGGUCACUGCAAAAGCUUGGCUCCUUAAUAUGAAAAAGCUGCAUAAUAACUUAAGGAUGGUAACUCUAAAGCUGUUCUUUCCAAGGUUGAUGCAACUGCUGAGAAAUUUGUUGCUUCCCAAUUUACUAUUUAAGGAUAUCCUACUUUGAAAUUCUUCAUCAAGGGUAAAUCCAUUGAAUACAAGGGAGGAAGAACUACAAAUGAUAUCGUUGCAUGGAUUGAACGUAAAACUGGUCCCCCUUCUCAAUUAGUUAGCAAUCCUAGCGAUCUCUAAGACAUCAUUAAAGACAACGAUGUUGUUUUGGCUUAUUUCGGUGAUUCUGAAGAAGAUAAGGAAUACAAGAUUUUUGAAUCUAUCUGCUUGACAUACGACCAUGUUAAGUUCGUCCAUUCUUUUGACUCAGCUACCAAGGAUUCAGUUAAGGGUACUUUUAAGAAUGUCAAAUUAUUCAAGAACUACGAUGAAAGAGAAAAUGACUUUGGUCAAUAAUAAUUCACUGCCGAAAAAUUAGGAAAGUUCAUUGAUGACUUCUCUCAUCCUUUGGUUUUCCCUUGGGGAGACACUGCCUCAUCAAAGAUAUAUUCUGAUAAAAACAUCGGUGUCCUUUUGUUCAGAGAAGCUUUCGACUAAUCUUCUUUAUUAGUUCUCUAAGAAAUUGCCAAGACUAGAAAAUUGAAAGAGUAGAUUCAAUUUGCUUAGGUUGAUAAGCAACAUAAGGAAUACUCAAGAAUCAGUGAAAAUAUUGGUGCUACUGGCUUAAACCUUCCUGCAGUCUUCAUCGUUGAUCCUAAUGAAGAAAAUGCUACUUACUUGAUGGAAGGAGAAGAAUUAAAUAUUAAGAAUUUGGAUAGAUUCAUUAACAACUUUAAGAACAAGAGAUUAACUAAGUAUAUCAAGUCUCUUCCAAUUCCUGAAAACACUGGUACUGCUGUUCAAACUAUUGUCAGAAAGAAUUACGACUAAGUUGUCCGUGCUUCUAACAAGGAUUUACUUAUUAUGUACUUUGCUACCUGGUGUGGUCAUUGCAAUCAAUUCAAGCCCAAGUAUGAAGAAUUAGCUAAAAGAUUUGUUGAAAACACAAAUCUUGUUUUUGCUAUGUACGAUGGUGUAAAUAAUGCCGUAGAAGAUGUCCAAGUUAAUAGUUAUCCUACACUCUACUUCUUUAAAAAUGGUUCCAAAGCCUCUCCUGUAAAGUACGAAGGUAACCGUGACGCUGAUGAUUUAAUUCAAUUUGUUAAGAAACACACAACUCACCCAUGGGUUUAACCUUCUGCUUAAUGA
Tetrahymena thermophila SB210 is the source of this 1473-nucleotide messenger RNA. Its product is annotated as protein disulfide isomerase. NCBI's taxonomy places the organism in Eukaryota, Ciliophora, Oligohymenophorea, Hymenostomatida, Tetrahymenidae. Gene Ontology annotation, cellular component: endoplasmic reticulum. Gene Ontology annotation, biological process: response to endoplasmic reticulum stress; protein folding. The transcript is spliced from 4 exons. Gene Ontology annotation, molecular function: protein disulfide isomerase activity. The record is from RefSeq and is a predicted model, not a curated record.